CUCUCUCUCAUUGAAUGCUUCCAUUGCAUGCUUGACGGGCUUCUCGAAGCUUAUACUGCCGUGUACACACCACACCACCAUGCCAGCUUGCUUAUAUAACUAACUAGAACAACACAUCCCACCACACACAACCUCCCUGACACACACCCUUACCCUCCCUUUUCACCACCAUAUGCUGCCUCCGCCGCCCGCCACAUCUCCCGACGGAGCCAGAGCCCAAGCCGUGUGGCGGAAUCGGCUUGGCUCCGCAUUCCGUACCGGUCUAGCAUGUGCUAUAGUGGGCUGUGUAUCCCUCUAUGGCCCACACCCUCUAAAAACCCAACUGACAUUCCCUGCUUUCUCUUACGUCACCGCCAUUCUCAUCGUCUCUGACGCCACCCUUGGCGAUGCCAUGAGGGGCUGCUGGCACGCCGCGUGCGCCACCGUCAUGGUGGUUCCGGCCGCCAUGCUCAGCUUAUGGGUAAUUGGACCCCAAAACUUCACGGCCGGGGUUGCGGCGGUUGCGGUGGCGAUCGGGUCGUUGGUGGUGGCGGUGCCGGAGUCGAUGGAGUUGAUGACAAAGAGGAUUGCGUUUGGGCAGAUAGUGAUUGUGUGUGUGGGAGCUGUGAUUCAUGGGAAGGAAAACGGAGCUGUUUUGGGACCGAUUCAUGUGGCUUCGAGUACGACUCUCGGAGCGUUGGCUUCUCUCCUGGCUUUGUUGCUUCCCUAUCCUCGGCUAGCUCACUUUCAGGUAAAGAAACUAUGUAGAUUGUAUGCUGAAAAUGCUUCACAGAGGAUUAAUCUGUAUAUGAAGGCCUUCUCUGCCCAAGACAACAUAACUGCAUUGGAUGCAAUCUCUCAAGCCAAGCCCUUUACAGAAACGGGAACCAAGCUUCUUCAGACUGUCAAACUUAUACAGGAAGGUGUACUGUGGGAGAGACCUCAAAUCAGACUACUGAAGCCCCAUUUCAUAAAUCCCGGAGUUCGAUUGCAAGCCAUGGAAAUCCCAAUCAGAGGGAUGGAAAUUGCGGUAACCUCUUCUCCUUCCUUUCCUGUAAGAAUCAUUGAAAAAGAGCUCAGUGAGGUUUUACUAGGAAUGGAACUACAAAUCGGCCAAAAACUAGAGCAAGCCAAGUGUUCUCUACCUUUCGAGGCAACGACAGCUCUGGAGGCAAAGGGGGAGAUUUUCAACAAGUUCCUCGAGUCCGUCCCAACCGUUAAUCUGAAUAUUGAGGAUCUAACUACUUCUUUCUUCCUGUUCUUGAUAAAGCUCCUCCAAGAUGACUUGACUAUGGCUGCAAAAACAGAAUGUAUCAUAGACAGAUCUAACAUUAAUGAAGAACCAAGAAUUACAUUAAAAGAAGCCAAAUGUGGCUUCAAAAGGAUCUGCAGUAAUUGGUGCGUAAGACGAUCUAAGAUUGAAACACUGACAUUUGCAGUCAAGUAUUCACUUUCUUUAGGUCUUGCAGUGUUCUUUGGUUUGAUUUUCAACAAAGAAAAUGGGUAUUGGUCGGGGCUAACCAUUGCCAUUAGUUUUACAGAAGGGAUGCAAGCAACAUUUACAAUGGCAAAUGCUCGAGCGCAAGGAACAGCACUGGGAUCAGUCUACGGUGUCUUGGGCUGCUUUUUCUUCCAAAAUUUUGAUGAAGCAAAGGUUUUAGCCCUUCUACCUUGGAUAAUAUUUAUCAGUUUUCUAAGACACAGUCAGAUGUACGGCCAAUCCGGUGCGGUUUCAGCAGUUAUCGGAGCAUUAUUGAUCCUGGGCAGGAAGAAUUAUGGCCCUCCAGCUGAAUUUGCUAUUUGUAGACUCACAGAAGCUUUCAUUGGACUAUGUUGUUUCAUCGUAGUUGAGCUUCUCUUGCAACCCACAAGGGCAGCGACUCUAGCAAAAAGGCAACUCUCACAGAGCUUGGGAAAACUUCAAGAAUGCAUUGGGGAAGUGGGUCUCUCUUCUGAUCCAAAAGACAAGCCUCCGAAAUUAAGAGAAAAGCAAGAGAAACUAAGAACUUGUGUCGAUAAAUUACAGAAAUUUGCUGGAGAAGCCGAGUUGGAGCCUAAUUUCUGGUUCUUACCUUUUCGGAUUGCGUGUUAUAACAAGCUGUUUAAGUCUAUAUCUAAGAUGGCAGAUCUCUUGCUUUUUAUGGCGUACAGAAUGGAGUUCCUAGUGGAAGCAUCACAGAGUUGUGGGCUUGCUUGGAAGGAGCUACAAGAACCCAUCAACAGUGAUCUAGAGCUUUUCAGGAAAAAUGUAAAUUCUUCACUGGAAUGUCUUGAAAAGAUCACUUUAAUCAAGUGCUUUGCAGUAAUCGAAAGAGAAACUCAUGGGAACAAAAUACACAAUGACCUUGAGUUGGGAAAAUCAUCAAAUACAGAUGAGUGUAGAAUGCAUGCAGACGCUGAGAAGAUUGUAAGUUCCUUCCUUCAGCACUCGAAGGAAGCAACGGACAAGAUCUGGGCUGAAAAAGGUGAGGAGAGACGUAAGAACGAAAUGGCUAUUUGUUUGAGUGCCAUUGGGUUUUGCAUCAGUGGCCUAAUGAGAGAAACAAAAGAGCUUGAGAAAGGAAUAAAAGAAUUGAUUCGGUGGGAGAAUCCUUCAAGACGCAUAAAUUUCUAUGAAAUAUCUGGUAAGAUCAAUGCUCUUUAUCCAGAGUAAAUUUAGCACCAUCACCCCCAUAAAGGGUCAUGAAACCAGGGCAGUAUCUAGAAAGGUGGCUGCUACAAAUUGUGCAAUAAAAAUGUGGAAAGUUUCCAGAUUCAACAAAUAGACACCAGGCUAGUCAAAAGAGAUUACCACACGUCUUUUCCCAAAAUGUGCAGUCACAAAAGGUGGUGAACAUCCCACUUGAAGAUAUAGCCACAGUGUCCCUGGCGCAGAGAGAUGGACAGAGACUGUAGCAUGCAAACUGUAAAACAGUAUGAAUAAUUGGAUAAAUUUUUUAAAAUGUUUAUAUUGUUAAUGUAUAAUGUAAUGUAUAAUAUAUAUAAUGUAUAAUGUAAUGUAUGAUAUAUAUAGUAUAAUAUAUUAUAGGACAAAGCAUAAGCAUAGGAUUCUUUUCUUUUUCUUCUUUCGGUUGUAAAGACCAAACACCACUCACACACUUUCAUUAUUAUGCAUAACUUUUGUCUUCUCCUUU
Messenger RNA from Camellia sinensis, 3113 nucleotides. RefSeq lists its product as uncharacterized. The record is from RefSeq and is a predicted model, not a curated record. NCBI's taxonomy places the organism in Eukaryota, Viridiplantae, Streptophyta, Magnoliopsida, Ericales, Theaceae. Gene Ontology annotation, cellular component: plasma membrane.